This is a messenger RNA of Medicago truncatula (barrel medic), 2169 nucleotides long. RefSeq names its product LEAF RUST 10 DISEASE-RESISTANCE proteinUS RECEPTOR-LIKE PROTEIN KINASE-like 1.1. Gene Ontology annotation, biological process: protein phosphorylation. The coding region runs from base 46 to 1998 and encodes 650 amino acids. Gene Ontology annotation, molecular function: protein kinase activity; ATP binding. The record is from RefSeq and is a predicted model, not a curated record. NCBI's taxonomy places the organism in Eukaryota, Viridiplantae, Streptophyta, Magnoliopsida, Fabales, Fabaceae. The transcript has 4 exons.
CUUAUUUUCCACCACUGUUUCCGUAUCUUGGCCUUGCAAUACACAAUGAACCCCCUUUUCAUUUUCAAAUCAUUAAUAUUCUUCCAGUUACUGCUUGUUUCAGCUCAAGAUGGAGGAUGUCCAACCUCCUUUAGUUGUGGAUAUCUUGGCCAAAUUACCUUCCCUUUCACAGUCACACAAUACCCUCACUGUGGCAUACUGGCCAUAAGUGGUUGUGAUAAAAAAAAUACAUCUGCUCCCAAAAGCAUCCAACUAGGAAAGAUGCCAUCCAAACAGCCUUUAAUAGUUACAUACGUGGAAGGUAAUACCAUCACGGUCUCAGAUAAAACACAGCGGAAGUAUUUGCUAUCCAAAAAAUGCCAAGCCUUUCACAAUUAUCCUGUUCCUCCCACUACUCCUUUGGGUUCUUUCUACCUCAAAUUUAAUAUAACUAUGUUCAAAUGCAAUCGCUCCCUUAAGGUCACCCCUCCAAAAUCAUUUCAAAACUACGCAAACUGUUCCGGUUAUGAUAUCUACUAUGACCUUCAAAAUAUUGUGAGACCUCCUCCUUUCAAAGUGCCAAACUCUUUAGCACAGUGUACACAGUGUCAGGCUGCGGUAAGAGACAUGCCCAAUGAUGACCCCUUUGAGUUUCUAUCUCCUCAGAUCUCCAUUGUAGUACAAUUAUCUGAUGAUUGUAACCAGUGUCUUCAUCAUCAAGGGGGACGAUGCCGACUUGAUAUUCAAGGAAAAUUCCACUGUGCCGAAGGGGAUAAAAGUUUGGCGUGGAAGUUAGGACUUGGCAUUGGACUUCUUGUCAUUAUUAUAACCGGGUUGCUGAUUAUAUGGCGCUGCAAACGACGUGUUCCUGAUUUCUACUCAAAUAAAUAUACAGAGAGUAACAGUUUCUACCAUGGGGUGCCGGUCUUUUCCUUUAAGGAUCUUGAAGUAGCAACAAAAAUUUUUGACAGUUCAAGAGAACUUGGAGAAGGAGGAUUUGGCACUGUUUAUUACGGAAAACUCAAAGAUGGACGUGAAGUUGCUGUGAAGCGCUUAUUUCAGCACAACUUUAAACGAGUUGAACAGUUCAUGAAUGAAAUCAAAAUCCUCACUCGAUUGCGCCACAGAAAUCUAGUUUCUCUCUAUGGCUGUACUUCACAUCAUAGUCAUGAACUAUUGCUUGUAUAUGAAUACAUUUCAAAUGGAACUGUUUCCAGUCAUCUGCGUUGUGAAUCAACGAAUCCUGGCUUUCUUCCAUGGCAUAUUCGAAUGAAAGUUGCCUUAGAGACUGCUACUGCUUUGGCUUAUCUCCAUGCUUCUGAAAUCAUUCACCGUGAUGUGAAAACAAACAACAUUCUCCUUGACAACACCUUUUGCAUUAAAGUUGCAGACUUUGGACUAUCAAAACUGUUCCCAAAUGAUAUCACACACGUCUCCACAGCUCCACAAGGAACCCCGGGAUAUAUGGAUCCGGAAUAUCAUCAAUGCUACAGGCUUACAAGCAAGAGUGAUGUUUACAGCUUUGGAGUUGUACUUGUUGAGCUGAUAUCGUCUAUGCCAGCAGUUGAUAUGAGCAGAGAUAAGGAUGAGAUAAACUUGGCAAAUUUAGCCAUACGGAAGAUUCAAAAAAGUAAAAUCCAUGAGCUUGUGGAUCCUUCCCUUGGCUUUGAGUCAGAUAAGGAUGUUAAAAGGAAAAUAGUUUUGAUAGCAGAGUUGGCUUUUCAGUGUUUGCAGCGGGAUAAGGAAUUGAGGCCCUCAAUGGAUGAGGUUUUGGACGUGCUGAGGAGAAUUGAUAGUGUUAGUGGGAGGGAUGAGUUUGGAAAUGUAGAGGAAGUAAUAGCUCGUGGAGCAGUGAUGUCGAGUAUUAACGUAUGUUCACUGUCAUCGUCCUCACCCGAUCACGUUGAGAUGAAAUUGUUGAAGAAUAAAAAGUUAACGUCUCCUACGGGUGUGACGGAUAAAUGGGAUAGUGAAUCGACUACUUCUAAUGUCAGCGGUCAGUCAGCAAGCCGGAUUUAAUAUAACACUUGUAGAGGAAAUGUAAUCUGGUCAAUUAGCAUAUUUCCUUUAUUGUGUUUUCUUUUCUCCCAUUGCAUAAUUUGAAUUCGUUACUAUAAUAUAAUUAGCUAGAGCAGAAUUGCACCUAUAUACUACAUUAUUUGAUACUUCUCUAUGUUCAUUCUCUUGUAA